CUGUAACAUCGCCCUUGGAAAUCGCCUCAACCGUUGCCCGUACGGACAGGAUACAGCGUACGGUGCCCAUUCCUGCCGGAACUCGCCCUUAUUCUCCUGCCCAAAAUGCGGUCGGUAGUAUCCCUGUCGACCUUGACGGCUCUUGCCGUCUACCUCUCCGGCGUCAAUGCCAUUGUCCCCAAACCUCCACCUUCGGAUGACGUGAAGGAGGCUCAGGUGUCGUACAAGGGAUCUGCAACUUUUGAGCAGCUCAUCGAUCAUAAUAACCCCGAUCUGGGCACUUUCUCACAGCGGUAUUGGUGGAGUUCUGAGUUCUGGGCUGGAGAGGGAUCUCCAGUCGUUCUGAUGACGCCCGGAGAAGGCGCUGCCGAUGGCUACCAGGGAUAUCUCACGAACAAGACCAUAACCGGUCUUUAUGCGCAGGAGAUCCAGGGCGCUGCGGUUAUAAUAGAGCAUCGCUACUGGGGUGAAUCGUCCCCGUAUAGCGAGCUGAACGCGGAGACGCUCCAAUACCUUACUCUUGAGCAGAGUAUUGCAGAUUUGGUCCAUUUUGCGAAGACUGUCAACCUCCCUUUUGAUACCAACGGGAGUAGCAACGCCGAUAAGGCUCCGUGGGUGCUCUCCGGAGGCUCCUACAGUGGUGCUUUGUCUGCAUGGACCGAGAAAACUUCCCCGGGGACUUUCUGGGCGUACCACUCCUCCAGUGCCCCGGUUCAGGCAGUCUACGACUAUUGGCAAUACUUUGUUCCUAUCCAAGAAGGGAUGCCCGUGAACUGCAGCAAGGAUGUUAGCCUGGUCAUUGAGUACAUCGACUUCUUGUAUGCAAUCGGCGAUACGCAAAAGCAACAGGAGGUCAAGGAGAUGUUUGGUUUGGGGGCCCUUGAGCAUUACGAUGAUUUUGCCGCUGCUAUUGAAAAUGGACCGUGGCUUUGGCAGUCAACGGACUUUGACACCGGAUAUUCUGAGUUUUAUAAGUUCUGUGAUGCCGUGGAGAAUGUCGAAGCUGGAGCGAGUGUCACACCCGGACCGGAAGGUGUAGGCCUCGAGAAAGCCCUAAAAGGCUACGCAUCGUGGUUCAACUCGUCCUACCUACCAGGAGCCUGUGCGAACUUUGGCUACUGGACCGACGAGUAUAGCAUCGCCUGCUUCGAUACCUACGAUGCCUCAAGCCCGUUCUUCACGGACCCAGCCGUGAACAACACUGCUAACCGGCAAUGGAAUUGGUUCCUUUGCAAUGAACCAUUUGCGUAUUGGCAGGACGGUGCCCCCAAGUUCGUACCCAGCAUUGUCUCCCGCCUCGUCAAUGCAGAGUACUGGCAACGGCAAUGCCCCCUCUUCUUCCCCGAGGUAAACGGAUACACAUACGCCAGCGCAAAGGGCAAGACUGUACACGAUGUGAAUGCGUGGACAGGUGGAUGGAGCGCUCGGGACACGACCAGACUGAUCUGGACAAACGGCCAAUUCGACCCCUGGAGAGAAUCUGGCGUCUCUGCUGGCUUCCGUCCCGGUGGUCCUCUUGUCUCCACACCCCAGGCUCCGGUGCAGGUUAUCCCGGCUGGCGUUCACUGUUCGGACUUGCUCUUGAGAAAUGCGGAUAUCAAUGCCCCCCUGAGGCAGGUGGUUGAUAAUGAGGUUGCGCAGGUGAAGGCCUGGGUUGAGGAGUACUAUCAGAAGUAAUGUCCAUAUGCUGGGUUAAUCCCAGCAAGUAUCUAAUGUCUAUAGCUGUACAGAUUUAGCUUACUAAAUAUGC
This is a messenger RNA of Monascus purpureus, 1750 nucleotides long. The record is from the annotation of a GenBank genome assembly. NCBI's taxonomy places the organism in Eukaryota, Fungi, Ascomycota, Eurotiomycetes, Eurotiales, Aspergillaceae.